AAGAAAUGACAAGUCCAUGGCAAAGGGACAAAUAAUCUAAGUUUAGCAAGAAUUACUAUUUCAUCCGACUUUCUCAGCCUUUAUAAAAUGGUCACAAGUUAAACUCACAAUUCAGCUCUCAAGUCUCAAAAUCCAUGAAGUUGAAGACAGAAGGCAGUUUUGAUCGAACAUGGACAGAAUAGUAAUCAUCUGUUUAGCCAUUUUAGCCAUUGCAGUUGCCUCACUUGUACACACUACUGCAGCAGAGACGAUUGUUGUUGGGGAUGGCUUGGGCUGGCUAGUGCCUCCAGGUGGUGACCUCGCUUAUGGUACUUGGGCAGCCAUUAAUAAGUUCACUGUUGGUGAUGUUCUCUUGUUCAACUUCACAAGUGGAGAACAAGAUGUAGCCAGGGUCACAAAGGAAGCAUAUCUAACCUGCAAUUCAACAAAUCCUAUUUUCCUGAAAACAACUGGUCCUGCAAAUUUCACCCUAGAUGCCACUGGUGAAUACUUCUUUAUCUGUACAAUGUACGCACACUGCCGAUUAGGCCAAAGGUUAGCCAUCUAUGUAACCGCUUCUGGACCCAAUCCUGCUCCUCAUCCUUAUCUUCCACCAGCAGCACCCGCGCCAGUCUCUCCUAGAGCACCGGUGACCUACACCGUCGGCGAUGGCUUGGGUUGGCUUGUCCCUCCUGGUGGUGAAUUCGCUUACAUGACUUGGGCCUAUAACAAAACUUUCAUGGUUGAAGACAUACUAGUUUUCAACUUCGUGGAAGGACUACAAGAUGUUGCCCUGGUGACCAAGGAAGCCUAUGAGACCUGCAACACUAGUAGCACCAUCCAAGUUUGGUCUACAAGUCCUGGAAAGAUCUUAAUCAAUUCUACUGGUGAUUAUUUCUUCACUUCCACCUAUCCACGCCACUGCAUCUUGGGUCAGCAGUUAGCCAUUAGGGUGGUCUCCAGCAGCGGUACUACUGAUCAUGGUACUGCACCUUCUUCUAGCAUCGCUGGUCCUCCAUCAAGCAGCAGCACAGGCAGUCCUGUUACAGAAGGCCCUGCCACAUCUCCUCCUCCAGCUAGCUCAUUUUCAUCUCGGGUUAUUGCUGGAUUCUUCAUUACCCUAGUCUCCAUUGCCAUGGCUGUUUUUUAGAGAUAGUUAUAUGCGCAAACUGGCUAGCUAUAUAUGGCAUUCAUUUCGCUCCCUAUGUGAUUGAUAUGUUUUUGUGUUAGACCAUUUUCAUUGGUACGUGAUUGUCACUCUAUGGGAAAUUCUUAUCUAUAUUCAGUUUAUCCAAGACACAAAUAUAUGAGAUCUAUUGAGUCCUAUUAUAUAUUUUGUGUCUUAAAUUCAUGUUAAAAGGAGUUUAGACAAGAAAAAUUCUUCUAUGUAUUCCAUUUUAUGAGGUUUUUUUUUUAUUAUUGAUGAUUAUUUCUUUGAAAUAUAUAUUAUUGGUUGGAGGUUUAUUCACCUUAUUCAUGUAAAUAAAUAUUUUUGUUAAUAAAGACAUUCUUUACUUUUUAAUGUUUA
Hevea brasiliensis (rubber tree) is the source of this 1507-nucleotide messenger RNA. Its product is annotated as blue copper protein. NCBI's taxonomy places the organism in Eukaryota, Viridiplantae, Streptophyta, Magnoliopsida, Malpighiales, Euphorbiaceae. Gene Ontology annotation, molecular function: electron transfer activity. Bases 170 to 1129 code for a protein of 319 amino acids. The record is from RefSeq and is a predicted model, not a curated record. Gene Ontology annotation, cellular component: plasma membrane. The transcript has 3 exons.